CUGAAUGUUACAAAGACUUUUUAGGAUGCCUUUUUACCUGGACACAUGUAUCCUCAGAAAUCUCUUCAUUGUGCCACUGAAUUAAAAUUUUAGGAUCCAGACACUUUGUCACCUAACCAGCCCAGCACUCAUGGAAAGACUGUUUGGAUGUCAGUCUUCUUAUCUCCAAGCCACCUUCCUCAUACUUGUUUUCUCAGCUGCGUUACUCUUCUACUAUGUGAACUUACCAGAAGAAGCAAAACUCCGCUCUGAGAAAAUUAACAACACGACAUACACCACUGCAAGAGCAGAUAUACAAUCAUCAAAUCCAACCAUUCACGCAGCUCCUGUACACUGGUCAUCUUUGUUAAAUACAGAAAGUGGGAUAUCUGAUUUGUCUUCUGUGUUACGAGGUGAAAAAUGUCCACCUGAAACUCCAUACCUUGUGGCAUAUCCCUGUAAAUAUCAUUACAUUUUAAAUGAAUCAGAGAGGUGUCAGAAUGAGAAGCCCUUCUUGGUCUUAAUGGUACCUGUGGCACCAAACAACAGGGAGUCUCGGGAUGCCGUCCGUACCACCUGGGGAUCUGAGAAGAUGGUUAUGGACAAAGUGGUGAGCCUUUUCUUUCUGCUUGGUCAGCCUGGGAGAAAGGAGAUGCAGCAGAAGAUUUUGCAGGAGAGUGAGGAACACCAUGACAUCAUUCAAAGUGAUUUCCUGGACAGUUAUAAAAAUCUUACUAUCAAAACUAUAGUGAUUAUGAAAUGGCUGGCAACUUACUGCCAAAAUGCCACCUAUGCAAUGAAAAUUGACUCUGAUAUGUUCCUAAAUGUGAACAGUUUAAUAAACAUGCUUCUCCGGGCACCAAGGGAGAACUAUAUGACGGGCCUUGUGGCCAAAAGGGCUGCUGUUCUCCGAGACCCCAGCUCUAAAUGGUAUCUGCCAAAAGAUGUGUUUCCUGCUGAUUUUUAUCCACCUUAUGCACUGGGAUUGGGCUAUGUGAUGUCCUCUGACCUUCCAAACAAACUGAUUGAAGGAGCAAAGCAUGUCAAAGCUGUCUAUAUUGAAGAUGUAUUUUUAGGACUGUGCAUGUGGUAUCUUGGUAUACCUUUCACCAGUCAGGUUGAUCAAAGCCUCUUCAACAUCUUCCCUGUUCCUUACAACCGGUGUCGCUACUCAAAACUCAUUGCUACAACCACACACAGCCUACAGGAUCAAGUUAACUUUUGGAAAGAACUAAAAAAACCAGGACAACCUUGUUAACCUUGGAUAAGUGCAGAAAAUUAUUUAGGGUGUCUGUACAAUCCAUUCUUAAUUUAUCUGUACAAAGAAACCUGUGUACAGUACACUGUGAGUAGACACAGUGGAU
Molecule: messenger RNA, 1343 nt
Organism: Clarias gariepinus (North African catfish)
Lineage: Eukaryota; Metazoa; Chordata; Actinopteri; Siluriformes; Clariidae
Product: beta-1,3-galactosyltransferase 1-like
Exons: 2
Coding region: 131-1237 (368 amino acids)
Cellular component (GO): membrane
Molecular function (GO): N-acetyl-beta-D-glucosaminide beta-(1,3)-galactosyltransferase activity
Source: RefSeq, a predicted model, not a curated record